Molecule: messenger RNA, 5940 nt
Organism: Cyprinodon variegatus (sheepshead minnow)
Lineage: Eukaryota; Metazoa; Chordata; Actinopteri; Cyprinodontiformes; Cyprinodontidae
Gene: scn4aa
Product: sodium channel protein type 4 subunit alpha A-like
Exons: 25
Biological process (GO): sodium ion transmembrane transport; membrane depolarization during action potential; neuronal action potential
Cellular component (GO): voltage-gated sodium channel complex; plasma membrane; axon
Molecular function (GO): calcium ion binding; voltage-gated sodium channel activity
Source: RefSeq, a predicted model, not a curated record
GGUGAUCUCCCUUCGCGAUGCAAAGAUGGCGAGCCUGCUCCCUCCUCCAGGCAUUAAGGUUUUCCGUCCAUUCACCCAGAAGUCACUGGCGGAAAUCAAGAGGCUCGCGGAGGAAAACAAAGAAUCCACAGAAGGCCAUGACAAGGGAGAACCAGUGGGUCCACACCGUGAUCUGGAAGCUGGAAAAAGUCUGCCCCAAAUCUAUGGAGAUCCUCCUCCAGAACUCUUAAACACGCCUCUGGAGGACCUGGACCCCUUCUACAAAGCCCAGAAUACAUUUGUCGUGAUCAGCAAAGGGAAUACCAUCUACAGGUUCAACGCUGAGCCGGCUUGUUACAUUCUCAGCCCCUUUAGUGUGAUCAGGAGGGGAGCAAUCAAAAUUCUCAUACAUUCAUAUCCUUUUCUCAUGUUCAUCAUGAUUACCAUUCUGUCAAACUGUGUAUUCAUGACGAUGAGUAACCCACCAGCAUGGAGUAAAACUGUUGAGUAUGUCUUUACGGGAAUCUAUACUUUUGAGGCAACAGUCAAAGUGUUGUCGAGAGGUUUCUGUAUUGGUUCUUUUACAUUCCUUCGAGAUCCAUGGAACUGGCUGGAUUUCAUGGUGAUCAGCAUGGCGUACGUCACUGAGUUUGUUGACCUUGGCAAUGUGUCAGCCCUCAGGACAUUUCGAGUACUUCGAGCCCUAAAAACAAUUACCGUAAUACCUGGUCUAAAAACGAUUGUUGGCGCUUUAAUCCAGUCUGUGAAAAAAAUGGGGGACGUCAUGGUACUGACCGUCUUUGCCCUUGCAGUUUUUGCUCUCGUCGGCCUUCAGCUUUUCAUGGGAAACCUGCGUCAAAAAUGCGUGCGAUGGCCCAUUCUGUUAAACGAGACAUUGUUAGGAGUUUUCAACUCUACCUCUGCUUUUAACGACACAAUGUACUUCAACUUUACUGUGGAUGUCAAUGCGUCGUUAUACUCUAACAGUACUUUUGAUUUUAAGGAGUAUAUUGAAAACCCAGACAAUCAGUAUUUUAUUGAAGGCAGCCGUGAUGCUCUGAUUUGUGGCAACAGCUCUGAUGCUGGAAAGUGCCCUGAAGGAUACACGUGUAUGAAGGCUGGAGGGAAUCCUAACUAUGGUUACACCAGUUAUGACUCCUUCGGAUGGGCCUUCCUCGCUCUGUUCCGACUCAUGACGCAGGACUUCUGGGAGAACCUUUUUCAACUGACUCUACGAGCAGCUGGUAGGACAUACAUGCUGUUCUUCGUGGUGGUUAUCUUUUUGGGCUCCUUCUACCUCAUCAACCUCAUCCUGGCUGUGGUUGCCAUGGCUUAUUAUGAGCAGAAUCAAGCAACUCAACUGGAGGCCAUCGAAAAAGAGAAAGAGUUCCAGCAGCUUUUAGAACAACUCAAAAAUCAAGAACAGGUGCAGUUUUAUGGAAGCAGAGCUACUCUGACCAGUAAGACGUCUUUAAGUCAACACACAUUUUCUGUGCUGGAAAAAGAUGAACAGGAUCUCAAACAUGGGGAGACUGUGAAUGAUUGCAACGGAAGAGUUAUUCCUCGCUUGAUGAUCCGAGCUCCCACCAUGGAAGAGUCUGCCCAAAUUUAUGAAGACAAAGAGAAGUCACUGAGCUCCAUGCACAGCACCCUUCAUCUGGAUGAACCUGGCUUAAAACAGAGAUCUUCCAGUGCUGCGACUGUGCUCUCUGCUGUAGAAGAGCUGGAGGAAGCUCAGAGACCCUGCCCACCAUGCUGGUACAAAUUUGCAGACAUGUUCUUAAAGUGGGAUUGCUGUGACACCUGGGUUGUUUUAAAAAAGUGGGUAAACUUUGUGGUGAUGGAUCCCUUUGUUGACCUCGCUAUUACAAUAUGCAUCGUUCUCAACACCCUUUUCAUGGCGAUGGAGCACUACCCUAUGACGAAAGAGUUUAAUGACAUGCUUUCAGUUGGAAAUCUGGUUUUUACUGGGAUUUUUGCAGCUGAAAUGUUUUUCAAGCUUAUCGCCAUGGAUCCCUACUAUUAUUUUCAAGUUGGCUGGAAUAUUUUUGACAGUAUAAUUGUCACUCUCAGCCUGGUGGAGUUGGGACUGGCAAACGUCCAGGGGUUGUCUGUCCUAAGGUCUUUCCGUUUGCUUCGUGUCUUCAAACUGGCAAAGUCUUGGCCCACGCUCAACAUGCUUAUCAAGAUUAUUGGUAACUCAGUGGGAGCUUUGGGAAACCUGACCUUGGUGCUGGCCAUCAUCGUCUUUAUUUUUGCAGUAGUGGGCAUGCAGCUCUUUGGAAAGAGCUACAAGGACUGUGUUUGUAAGAUCUCUGAAGACUGUGAGCUGCCACGCUGGCACAUGAACGACUUCUUCCACUCUUUCCUCAUCAUUUUCCGUGUUCUGUGCGGCGAGUGGAUCGAGACCAUGUGGGACUGCAUGGAAGUGGCCGAACCUGCGAUGUGCUUAAUCGUCUUCAUGAUGGUCAUGGUCAUUGGAAAUCUAGUGGUUUUGAACCUCUUCUUGGCCUUGCUACUCAGUUCAUUCAGUGGAGACAACCUCUCAGCGGUGGAUGACGACGGAGAGAUGAACAAUUUGCAGAUUGCUAUUGGGAGGAUCUCACGAGGCAUUGAGUGGUUAAAAGGAUUUAUCGUACAACGAAUCCAGCAUGUACUCGGUAAACGAUUCAAGGACACUGAUAAGGACAUCAUGGAUGAUGUCAAGAAUAAAACUGAGGAAGUUGAAAUGAACCAUUUGGAUUCCCGUCUGGCUUUUAAAGCCCCUGAUGGGAUAUUAGAUGACCCAGUGCAAAGCCAACCCACAGGAUUCACUGUGGAUGAAGAUUUCACUUUGAACGUGCCAAUUGCUGAAGGAGAAUCUGAUUAUGAAAAUCUGAGUGACGAUUAUGAGGAUGAUGAGGACGAUACAGAAGAUAGUGAUCUUUCUGAGAAUAGAUACUAAUGCAAUUCUUUACUUUUUACCAUAAAUGAGCAUGAUGACGGGGAUUCUUCAGUCUGCAGCACAGCUGACUAUCAACCGCCGGAGCCUGAGCCUGAAAAAGAGGAGGAGGAAGAACCGGAACCACCGGAGCCAGAGGCGUGCUUCACUGACAACUGUGUGAGCAAAUGGCCAUGUCUGACUGUGGAUAUAACCAGUGGCAAAGGGAAAAAAUGGUGGAAUCUUAGAAAAACGUGUUUCAACAUAGUGGAGCAUGACUGGUUUGAAACCUUCAUCAUCUUCAUGAUCCUCCUCAGCAGCGGCGCUCUGGCCUUUGAAGAUAUAUACAUAGAAAGACGACGAACCAUUAAAAUAAUUCUUGAAUAUGCAGACAAGGUUUUCACCUACGUGUUUGUCAUUGAGAUGCUCCUUAAAUGGGUUGCAUACGGCUUCAAGGCCUAUUUCACCAACGCUUGGUGUUGGUUAGACUUCUUCAUCGUGGAUGUUUCCUUGAUUAGUUUAGUUGCAAACUGGAUUGGCUACUCUGAUCUUGGUCCGAUCAAAUCCCUGAGAACCCUCAGAGCGCUAAGGCCUCUUCGAGCGCUAUCAAGAUUUGAAGGAAUGAGGGUAGUGGUUAAUGCUCUGGUUGGAGCGAUUCCCUCCAUCUUCAAUGUACUCCUGGUGUGUCUGAUUUUCUGGCUCAUCUUCAGCAUUAUGGGGGUUAAUUUGUUUGCGGGGAAGUUCUAUCGAUGCAUCAACACGACCACAGAGGAGCUUUUCCCUAUAUCUGAGGUCAACAAUCGAAGUGAGUGCUUGGCCCUUCAAGAAGCCACACAAGAAGCUCGCUGGGUUAACGUCAAAAUUAACUAUGACAAUGUUGGCACGGGCUACCUCUCCCUGCUUCAAGUGGCAACUUUUAAAGGGUGGAUGGACAUAAUGUAUGCUGCUGUUGACUCAAGAGAGGUUGAGGAGCAACCAUCUUAUGAAAUCAACCUUUACAUGUACAUCUAUUUUGUCAUCUUCAUCAUUUUUGGUUCUUUCUUCACCCUAAAUCUUUUCAUCGGUGUCAUCAUUGACAAUUUCAACCAACAAAAGAAAAAGUUUGGAGAUGAAGACAUUUUUAUGACAGAUGAACAGAAAAAAUACUACGAGGCCAUGAAGAAACUCGGUUCAAAGAAGCCACAGAAGCCAAUUCCACGACCAAAGAACCCGGUCCAGGGCAUGGUGUUUGAUUUCAUCAGUCAACAGGUCUUUGACAUCUUCAUCAUGGUUUUAAUCUGCCUCAAUAUGGUGACCAUGAUGGUAGAAACAGACGACCAAAGCCCGGAGAAAGAGGAUUUCCUCUUUAAGUUAAACGUUGCCUUCAUCGUUGUCUUCACCGGAGAGUGUGUGUUGAAGCUCUUCGCGCUGAGGCAGUACUUCUUCACCAAUGGAUGGAAUGUUUUUGAUUUCAUCGUGGUCAUUUUGUCAAUAGCAGGUACAAUGCUGUCAGACUUAAUUGAGAAGUACUUUGUUUCCCCUACGCUCUUCAGAGUGAUCAGACUAGCCAGGAUUGGCAGGAUUCUGCGCCUUAUUAAAGGAGCUAAGGGUAUCCGGACGCUUCUUUUUGCCCUAAUGAUGUCCCUUCCUGCAUUGUUUAACAUCGGCCUUCUUCUUUUCCUGAUUAUGUUCAUCUUCUCUAUAUUUGGCAUGUCAAAUUUUGCCUAUGUCAAGAAAGAAGCUGGAAUUGAUGAUAUUUUCAACUUUGAGACUUUUGGCGGCAGCAUCAUCUGCUUGUUUCAGAUUACGACAUCUGCUGGCUGGGAUGGGCUUAUGCUUCCGAUUUUGAACAGGGAACCUCCAGACUGCGACCCUGAAUUUGAGAAUCCAGGGACGGACGUAAAGGGGAACUGUGGAAACCCGGGGAUGGGGAUGAUGUUCUUCUGCAGCUACAUCAUCAUUUCAUUCUUGGUGGUGGUCAACAUGUACAUUGCCAUCAUCUUGGAGAACUUCAAUGUGGCUCAAGAAGAGAGCGGUGACCCACUUUGUGAGGAGGACUUUGAGAUGUUCAACGAAACUUGGGAGAAAUUUGACUUGGAUGGAACGAUGUUUAUUGAGUACAGCCAGCUUUCAGAUUUUUGUGAUACUUUGCAGGAGCCUCUCAGGGUGGCCAAGCCCAACCGGCAUCAUCUGAUUAAAAUGGAUCUGCCCCUGGUUAUUGGGGACAGGAUCCACUGCUUGGAUGUAUUGAUGGCUGUCACACAGAUGGUAUUGGGAGAUACGGUGGAGAUGGCAGCAAUGCGAGAAAGCAUUGAGGCCAAGUUCGUCCUGAGCAACCCCACGAAGGACUCCUUUGCACCAAUUACCACAACAGUACGGCACAAGGAAGAGCAACAUGCGGCUGUCGUUCUUCAACGAGCUUACCGCAAAUACCUUCUGAAGCGCUGCAUAUGCCAUGCUGCUUUUAUGCACAGAUUGAAAAGGAUUGGUAGAAACAACAAAGGUGAGGAUCCUCCAGAGAAAGAAGGGUUGCUUGCACGUAGGCUGGGGGUUUUCUAUGGAAGUAAUACAGACCUUGCUGAUGAAAUGGAGCAAGAGGUUUUACUAACUGCAGCAAGCCAAGAACUCUUUAACACAAACUGCAAAGAGGUCCAGUGUGGUCAGGAGCCUCAUGUGCAGAAUGUGAUUGUUGUUCCUGUUGAAAUUACCAAUGCAGUGUUAUAACAUUCUGCCCCAUUUAUUAGAUAUCUGAGAGCACCACCUGUUUGAUAAACUGCUUAGAUAUUUUUUUCCUCUUGGUGUAUCUUUACCUGGAAAUAAACCCCCUUAUAUUUCAACAAGUGUUUACAGAUUUCCCACUUUAAACAUACAAAGUGUCCAAACCUUUCUUUUCUGUCAGCCACGUAAAAGAUUAAAGGCAUGGCCAUUAAAGGCGCGUUUUAAUUAAAGUUAAAGUCUGAGCUAAAGUUUCUUUUGAUACUGAUUAUUAAAGAAGAUAUGAGAUCAUUUAAAAAUGAUAUCCAAAAAUUCCCAAAAAAAAGCAAUCAACAAUAUGCAGCAAA